Molecule: messenger RNA, 1071 nt
Organism: Telopea speciosissima
Lineage: Eukaryota; Viridiplantae; Streptophyta; Magnoliopsida; Proteales; Proteaceae
Exons: 2
Coding region: 107-895 (262 amino acids)
Biological process (GO): protein dephosphorylation
Molecular function (GO): protein tyrosine/serine/threonine phosphatase activity
Source: RefSeq, a predicted model, not a curated record
GAGUAGGGGAAAACAAACAUUCCUUGCUUCUUGUUUGACAUCCGAUAAACCAUAUUUCAGAGUUCCAUACUCACCAGAAGAAGAAGAAGAAGAAGAAGAGGCGAAUAUGAUGGGUCUUGGUAUCUCCAUAUUGAUAGGGAUGAAGGCAACUUGUCUAUUGUUGGUAUUUGCUUAUCUCAGAGCUAUUGGUUUCAUCUUGUUGUCAAUUCCCUUCUUAUAUGCUUCUUUAGUCGCUAUGUUGGUCUCUAUUGCUUCUCACCCAGCCAUCAAUCUCCCCAUACUCUUGGGGAAGAGAUCUGACGGGAGUUUCCCCGUUUGGUCGAUCAUUUUGUUUGGCCCAUAUUUGUAUUUUGCUCGAUUCUUCUCGCUUUUAAGGAGAAUGCGGAGUAGGGAACCUCCUUAUAGUGAAAUUUGUGAGGGUUUAUACGUCGGAGGAUGGCCUUCUUCAUUGGAUAACUUGCCUCCCGGUGAUCCUGCCAUUAUUGAUUGCACUUGUGAGCUCCCGAGAAUUACAGCAAUCUCACAGAAUGCUUAUCUUUGUGUUCCAACUUGGGAUACGAGGUCCCCUCAACCCUCUGAAAUUGAAUCUGCAGUUCGGUGGGCUUGUAAAAAGAGAGAUCAGAAAAGACCGAUCUUCAUUCACUGUGCUUAUGGUCAUGGGAGAAGUGUUGCAGUGACAUGUGCUCUCCUAGUUGCGAUUGGUGUGGCUGAAGACUGGAAAAAUGCCGAGAAGAUCAUCCGAGAAAAAAGGCCUUGGAUUCGCAUGAAUGCCCUACAUUGCAAAAGCCUAGAAGAAUGGUCAAAACAUCGGUUCUUUCCUAAAAGGAAUGUAGAAUCAGGUGUCAGUUCUGCAAUUCUCUCUGAUGCUUCAGGAAGUUCACAAUUCAAGUCAUGAGACUGAUGCAGCUGAUAUUUUUGGGGUCUUUGUGGGUCUACAGAGCCAAAUUCAUUCGCGAUUGCCUGAUAAAUUUUGGUGUUAAUGAGUUGAUUAAGAUCAAAAUGCCUAGCCUGAGAUGCUGAGGAGGCCCUAGGAGCUGAGCUCAAUGAUUCAAUGGUGUCCAAAAUUUAUCU